AUGAAACCGGAGAUGGAGUAUUCCGUCAUGUUGGGAGCGUUUUCUUGCUUCUUCUGGGCUGUAUCUGCCAUAGAACCCUGGAUCUAUUGGCCAACGCACCAUGGGAAACGGUACGGGACCGUGUCCAUGGAAUUCCAGGUGGCUGACUUCGCGGAAUGCAACAACACGUGCGUCUGGAAAGACCUCAAGGUCGUCACGAUGCGAAAGUUGAAGUCCCUUAGCCUACCAAGGACAGUCGACCAAAUGCUCUCGUUCCGGGUCGAGCAGGGUCGCCUUCCCAAGCUCCGCAUGCGGGGUGAUAAUGUUGAGGAUCAACAGAAAAGCAGCAGGAAUCGGGGUAAUGAGUAGACGAAAAGGUCCCUUCUCCACAUCUUGGGGUUUCACCAUUCCUUGAACAUCUUUCACGCAAAUGGACUCUUCAAUGACAAAGCCC
Messenger RNA from Darwinula stevensoni, 433 nucleotides. The record is from the annotation of a GenBank genome assembly. NCBI's taxonomy places the organism in Eukaryota, Metazoa, Arthropoda, Ostracoda, Podocopida, Darwinulidae.